This is a messenger RNA of Wickerhamiella sorbophila, 3978 nucleotides long. Its product is annotated as Leptomycin B resistance protein pmd1. Gene Ontology annotation, cellular component: membrane. Gene Ontology annotation, molecular function: ABC-type transporter activity; ATP binding; ATP hydrolysis activity. Lineage: Eukaryota; Fungi; Ascomycota; Dipodascomycetes; Dipodascales; Trichomonascaceae. The transcript has a single exon. The record is from RefSeq and is a predicted model, not a curated record. The coding region runs from base 1 to 3978 and encodes 1325 amino acids. Gene Ontology annotation, biological process: transmembrane transport.
AUGGGCAGCCUCGACGAAAAAGCGCAGCUACCCUACGCGAUGGAUUCCAAUGGAUCCUCGAGUUCGAGCUCCGAAAUCACACAAAAUAGGAAGUUUUGGCAAAAGUCCAAAACCACAAAGGCCCCGGCCAAGGUGGAAGAAAAACUCCAAAAGCCAGAAGACAAGUUCGUGGAUGUUCCCGAAGCAGACAAAUCAAUUUUGCAAGAGCAGCUGGAAAUUAAACCCACAAAGGCUACUAUACUAACCCUUUACAAAUACGCCACCCCAAUCGAUUGGCUUUUGUUGGCGAUAGGCUGGUUCUUCGCUGCAGUCCAUGGUGCAGCUUUGCCUAUGUUCACCCUAGUUGUUGGUGAUUUGGCAAACAAUUUUAGGGCAUUCAUGGGAACGGCUACAAUAGAUGUUCACGAAUUCAAACACAGUGUAUCUGUCAAUGCCCUUUAUUUUGUUUACAUCGGCAUCGGAAUCAUUGGUUCCGGUGUAAUCGAGUCUUAUCUCCUGGUAGACCGUGGUGAAAUCCUCACUUCGCGCUACCGUAAAGCAUAUCUUAGAUCGAUUAUUCGCCAGAAUAUCGGUUACUUCGAUCACCUAGGAUCCGGUGAGGUCAGUACUCGCAUCACUAAUGAUACCACGGCCAUCCAAGAGGCCAUUUCCGAAAAGAUGGGUAAUAUUAUUUCUGGUACCUCCACUUUUAUCGCUUCUUUGGCGAUUUCCUUUGCUGUGCAAUGGAAACUAGCCGCUGUUCUUUUAGGUGGUGUUUUUUUCAUCAUGGGUUCCAUGUCCGGUGCUUCAAUUUUCAUGAUCAAGUACACUGUCAUGUCUGAAAAGGUGUACUCUGCCGGCUCUUCGGUUGCCGAAGAGGCUCUUAUGGCUGUACGCAACACAGUUGCAUUUGGUGUCCAGGAUCUUAUUGCCAAACGCUACGAUGACCAACUGGCCAUUACCAUGAAGUGGUCGCGUAAGAGCGGCAUCGCAUUGGCAUGCAUGCUUGGUCUCAUUUGGAGUGGCAUUUUCUUCAUCUAUGCGUUGGCCUACUGGGAAGGUUCUCGUAUCGUCGCUUGGGGCCAGGCUAGCAUUGGUAAAAUCGUUAACGUCGUUAUUGCUAUGUUGAUCGGUUCGUUCCAAAUGGGCAAUAUCGCGCCUAACAUUCAGUUCUUGGCCAAAGGAUUGGCAGCUUGCAAGACGAUUAAUGAAACCAUCGAACGUGUACCCAAGAUUGAUGCUAUGGAAGGUGGCGGCAAGAUCCCCGAGAAGGUUGUUGGCCGCAUCGAAAUCAAGAACGUUCGCUUCCGUUACCCUUCGCGUCCCGACGUGCUUGUUCUCCCUGAUUUUAGUCUCACCGUUGAAGAAGGUAGUACCGUCGCUCUGGUUGGUGCUUCUGGUUCUGGUAAGUCCACUAUCGUUGGUAUUCUCGAGCGAUUCUACGACUACCUUGGUGGUUCUGUCACUCUUGAUGGUGUGGAAAUCCGCGAACUUGAUGUCAAGUGGCUCCGUCAACAAAUUGGCUAUGUCCAGCAGGAACCCACUUUGUUUGCCGAGAGUAUUUAUGAGAAUAUUGCCCACGGUUUGAUUGGCACCGAGUUUGAACAUGCUCCCGAGGAUAUCAAGCGUGAGCGUAUUAUCGACGCUUGCAAACAGGCCAAUGCUUGGGACUUUAUUCAGACCCUCAGUGAUGGCCUUGAGACGAACGUUGGUGAUCGUGGUUUCCUGAUGAGUGGUGGCCAAAAGCAGCGUAUCGCAAUUGCUCGCGCAAUCGUGUCCGACCCUAAGAUCCUACUGCUUGAUGAAGCUACUUCUGCUCUAGAUACCAAGUCUGAGGGAAUUGUUCAGGAAGCAUUGGACCGUGCUGCCCAGAGCCGCACCACUAUUGUUAUUGCCCAUCGUUUAUCCACUAUCAAGGAUGCCGACAAGAUUGUUGUUAUGCAAAAGGGUGUAAUUCUUGAGCAAGGUACUCACCAUGAGCUUCUUGCCACCGAUUCAAACUACGCUCGUCUUGUUUCAGCCCAGCGCGUUAGCCGCAAGUCUGACAACGCCGCAGCGGUUCAAGACGCAGAUGAUGCAUCUUGCGGUGACGAGAAUGUCGAAACUAUUCAUGGUCUGGUCAAGCAGGAGGACGAUAUGGUUGUUCUUGGUGAGUCCACCACACGUGUGCCCACAAAUUAUAGCUUUGUCCCCGGUGCAGGUCCUUCUGACUCGAAGAUUUCUAUUUUCACAUCUUUAGCUGCCCUUUGGCGUUUGGCCAAAGACGAACACCCUCACAUGUAUAUCGGUUUCUGCUUUGGUUUAAUCUUGGGUUACUCUUAUAUUGCCAUGUGCAUGGUUACCUCGAAAAUGAUUUCUGCUUUCAUGGUUCCUCCUUCGAUGUAUCCUGAGAUGCGUGAUCAUAUUAAUACCUAUUCGGGAUUCAUGUUUAUGCUUGGUGUGAUUGCUGGUCUGGCUGGUUUACUCAUGACCCUGUUCUUAUCCUACUCGUCUGUCAAGUUGGUUCGCCGUAUUCGGUACGAGCUUUUCAGACAGUAUCUGCGCAUGGAUAUUGCCUUCUUCGAUCACGAGCAGAAUUCUUCUGGCUCACUUACUUCGGUGCUCGCCAAAGAUGCUAAAUCUAUUGAAGGUCUCGGAGGGUCUACUCUUGGUCAGAUGAUCCAGUCUCUUACAACUCUAUUUGGUGGUAUUAUUACCGGUAUUGCAUUCAACUGGCGUAUCGGUCUUGUCGCUACUGCCUGCGUUCCUGUUUUGGUCUCCUGUGGUUUCUUGCGUGUGUUCGUCAUGAAUCAGCUUGCUGAACGUGGUCGUCGUGUGUAUGAGAAUUCUGGUUCCAUGGCAUCUUCGUAUGCUACCGCGGUUCGUACUGUCCAAUCUCUUACUCGUGAAGACGAAGUGUGUGAUGUCUACAACCGCGCAGUCGACAACCAGGUAUCUCGUUCUCGUCCAGCUAUUCUGCGGUCUGCUAUCUUGUAUGCAUUCUCUGAGGGUUUCACACCCUGGGUAACUGCGCUUGUGUUCUGGUUCGGCUCCAAGAUGAUGAUUGAUCAUCAUGCUACAAUUUUCAGCUACUUUGUUGUUUUCAUGUCAAUUGUCCUCGGUGCUCAAUCUGCAGGUCAGAUGUUUAGUUACGCCCCGGAUAUCGGCAAAGCCCGAUCUGCAGCGGCCAACAUUGUUCGGAUCUUGCGCGAGACCCCUAACAUCGACGUUUGGUCGACUGAGGGUGUGGUUUUGGACCCCCAGGAGGUUCGUGGUGACAUUGAGUUCAAGGACGUAUAUUUCCGUUAUCCUACGCGUACUCAGGUGCCAGUUCUUCGUGGACUCAAUCUGAGCGUUAAGCAGGGUCAGUACAUUGCUCUUGUUGGUCCUUCGGGAUGCGGUAAGAGUACCACCAUUGGCCUUACUGAGCGUUUCUACGAUGUCAUGGAUGGCCAAGUUCUAUUUGACGGACAUGACGUUCGCGAGCUCAAUCUGGCUGUUUACCGUGGGCACAUUGCCAUGGUUCAGCAAGAGCCUAUGCUGUACUCCGGUACGAUCAAGGAGAAUAUUCUCAUGGGAUGGCCCGGUAACCCUGAGGAUGUCACCGAUGAGAUGAUCGAGGAGGUUGCUCGCAAGGCCAACAUCCACGACUUUAUCAUGUCACUCCCUGACGGAUACGAGACUGAUGCAGGUUCUCGUGGCGCACUUUUGUCUGGCGGCCAAAAGCAGCGUGUUGCUAUUGCUCGCGCGCUUAUUCGUAACCCCAAGGUGCUGCUUCUCGACGAGGCCACCUCUGCCCUGGACUCUGAGUCUGAAAAGGUCGUGCAGGCCGCUUUGGAUGAAGCUGCCAAGGGCCGUACUACGAUUGCCGUUGCUCACCGUCUCUCUACUAUCCAGAAGGCGGAUAUCAUCUAUGUGUUUGAGAAUGGACGCAUCACCGAGUCCGGCACGCAUUACGAGCUAUUGGAUUUGAACGGACGUUAUGCGGAGCUAGUCCGUCUACAGUCGUUAGAAGAGUAG